AUGGUAGAGCAUCAUCAUCCAUCUUCACAUACACCUGCGGUUGCGGGCACACUUGGGUAUUUAGUGCCCGAGAGCGUCAUAACAGGGAAGGCAAGUCCAGAGGCGGACAUGUACAGCUUUGGGGCAGUGACUCUGGAAAUUGCCUGCGGAAGGCGGCCCGUUGACCUCUGUCUUAAUGAACAUAACUGCAGACUGGUAGAAUGGGUUUGGGAUUUAUACGCACGCGGAAAGAUUUUAUGUGCUGCGGAUGAGAAACUGGGCGGACAAUUUAACGAGAAGGAAAUGGAGAGAAUGUUGUUGGUGGGAUUGUUGUGCUCUCAUCCAGACCCUGCGUCAAGGCCAAAAAUGAGAGAGGUGACAAAGAUAUUGAAAUGGCUAGCUGAAUUGCCAUUUGUUCCUCUUGGUUUGCCUGUCGCUGUGUAUAGCCAGCGCAUUCCUCCUGAUGUCAUCUCAAGCUCGUCGGUUUUCACGUCUUCAAUGGCUUCAAACUGCCCUGAUGAAAUGUCAGCGUCUGCAUUGUUCGUCCUGGAACCUCGCUAG
Molecule: messenger RNA, 540 nt
Organism: Cryptomeria japonica (Japanese cedar)
Lineage: Eukaryota; Viridiplantae; Streptophyta; Pinopsida; Cupressales; Cupressaceae
Product: L-type lectin-domain containing receptor kinase VIII.1-like
Exons: 1
Coding region: 1-540 (179 amino acids)
Biological process (GO): protein phosphorylation
Cellular component (GO): plasma membrane
Molecular function (GO): ATP binding; protein kinase activity
Source: RefSeq, a predicted model, not a curated record